AUGGAAGCAUUCUGCAAAAAGCGUUCCCUUGACCCCAAAUCAAUGCAAUUCACGUUUGAUGGCGUCGGACUCGAGAAGAACAAAACUCCGGAGGAGCUUGGAAUGGAAGAUGGUGAUGAGAUCGAUGCCCUUGAGCACUUUGAACGUGAACCAUUGGAUAACAGCAGUAAAAAAAUCUUGCCAGUCCAGCCCAUUAGCCUUGGUGGCACUGGCCAGGGUGCUCUGCAGCGUGGGACAUUGCUUGCAACUGGCUUGCGAGCAUAUGCAGCAGAUCCUGACCUUCAACAAGAAUGGAUGAUGGUUAAGAAGGUUAACAAAAUGAGGCUCGCUGAGUACAUUGAAUCAAUGAGUGGUGUGAAGACAAAGCGAAUACACAAGUACAAAAAGCAGCUGCUAAAUAUCUUGGCAUUAUCCAUCGAUAUGACAAUAUCGAGGUAUAGCCGUUCGGCUAUACUAUUUAAAUAUAUUCCAACGAACACGAAGCUUGCACUCGCAAAGGACGGAACUUGCACUCGCAGUCGUUGCUUCCUCCUCCGGGGUUCGGCACCAAGAAAAGACCCAAUCCGCCUGGCCGCCUUGCUCCCGCCUAGCGACUGCCUAGCCGCCCAGCGACCGCCUUGCCGCCUAGAGCCCGCCUAG
This is a messenger RNA of Prunus armeniaca (apricot), 639 nucleotides long. The record is from the annotation of a GenBank genome assembly. Lineage: Eukaryota; Viridiplantae; Streptophyta; Magnoliopsida; Rosales; Rosaceae.